AUGGGGGACAGUAACUUUGACAUUGAAACUCCACUAAACACGCAACAUCCUGAUCUUGAGGUAAGAAAAUUUUGUGAAUGUGUCCUAGAUCAACAUCCCUUAGGGUCGUCUCACAACGGCUCUCGGAUUCUCUGCGUUUGUUAUUACUUUGGCAUCAUUCCAAUUUGGUUAUCAUAUUGGAUGCGUCAAUGCUCCGGGAGGAGUAAGUAUAUUGUCUUGAAAACACGUAACUUGAAAUGAUGAUAGUCUGAUGCACCAGGGGAAGAGCAGUAAAUUGUAACAACAAACCAAUUUUUAGUUAAUUACCGAAUGGAUUAUUGGAUCCCACAGAGAUCUUUUCGAGAAAGAGCUUUCAAGAGAAAACGCUGAUUUGGCAUGGUAUGUAUAGAUACUAUAGUUUACAUAUAGAGGCUGUGGUACUUCACAGUUCUGAAAUGUUUUGAAGAACCUUUUUGUGCUAUUACGCAUUCGCCGAAGUAUGCGACUUGAUGCCUUUCUUUUAUAUGAUGACGGGUCUGGCACAGAGCGAAUUUUUUCAAGCUAUACUCAAUUUACCGCUCUUACCCCCUCGGUGUUUGCGUACUCGAGCCUAAUUUCAGAAAUUUUGGCUUGAGUCUGCAAACACCGAGGGGCAAUAGCGAUGAAUUGAUUCUAGCGACGCGCGCUAGAAUGUGCGCCUUUAAAUUUGAGGCGGAUACGGUAGCUCACCUUUUUUCUAAUUAGAAAAACCAUUUUAUACGGGUUUUUUUUACAAAUAUUAACAAAAUAGACUUAAAACGGCUUGUAAACAAUUUUCUCUUUAUUGCUCUACAGAAAUAUAUUUGAAAUCGACUUCACUGUCAGGGAAAAAAGGAAAAUCAACAUCUACCGUAUCCGCAGUUAAUUUAAAUGCGCAAAAUUCCAACGCCCGCCGCUAGCACGGGCCGGCAAAGCAUACGGAGGAGUGGAAAUUGUGAAGCUGUAACUUCUCUCAGAAACCUUACAUUUACCUCUGACCUGGCUCAUUUUGAAGAACCCAGUAAAAUUGAACUCUGCCUCUUCCCCAUCAAAAAAUCAGAGGUUCCUAUGUUCAAUUUCUAGAGAUAUAUUGAAAAAACCGAAAGUCCUAUGUAUGAAAAGCCGGGUCGUGGCUAGCUUGAAAAGUUUCACUCCGUGCGAGACCCUCCGUAAAGAAAGGCCUCAAGUCGCACAUCCCGGCAAAAAUUAUAAUACUAGCUUACUGAAACAUUUUUAAUUUUAAUAACAUUUUCGACUUGAACCGGGACCAACACUCGAUGCCUUUCGGAUUAUUAAAUUUUUUACUCGAGGUUUUUAAAGCAGAUCGAAAAGUCAUUCGAAAAAGUUUUGAAAAUCUUUCUGAAGAUUCUUUGAUUUCAAAUCUGGAGAAUGUUGUUAAAAUUAUUAUUUUUAGGUCAGUUGCGGUUUCAGUUUUUGCUGUUGGAGGAAUGGCAGGCGGAUUACUGUCAGGAUGGCUUGCUGAUAAAGUUGGAAGACGUGGCGCUCUUUUCUACAAUAAUCUAUUUGCAUUGGCAGCCGCUGCACUGAUGGGACUAGCAAAAUCUGUCGGAGCCUACCCGAUGAUUAUCAUUGGACGAUUAAUCAUCGGCUUCAACUGUGGUAGGUUUGUGGGGGUACAUCCGUUUGAUACAUCCGUUUAGCAUAGAUGUAUUCAAUUUUUGACUUCAGGUUUAUCUUCCGGUCUUGUUCCAAUGUUCUUAACUGAAAUUUCUCCUGUGAACCUCCGAGGAAUGCUUGGUUCUCUGCAUCAACUUUUGGUCACUAUUGCAAUUCUUGUAUCUCAAAUAUUCGGACUUCCACAUAUCCUUGGAACCGGUGACCAUUGGCCUCUGAUUUUCGCGUUUACCGUUGUCCCAGCUAUCCUACAACUCGCACUGUUGCUUUUCUGUCCCGAAUCUCCAAAGUACGAUUACUAUAUUUCCAGCCGAGCAGUCUGUAGACACAAUCCGAUUUCAGAUAUACUAUGAACGUCCGUGGACAACCAGAAGAAGCCAAAAAAGCUCUCAUCCGACUUAGAGGAACUGAUAACGUUUCUGCGGAGCUCAAUGCAAUGAGGGAUGAGGGCAAUGACACAGGAGUACAAAAUAAGACAUCAAUGGGCGACAUGUUCAAGGUAUUUCAUCUCAUAAGUCUAAUAAUCACUGAGUCACAAACGACGCAAAACUUGAACGAACUUAUGCCUUCCACAGGGCGCGAGCUCUAAAAGUCUUGUCUUAAUUUUAUACAAGUUCACCCAUGGAAACUUUCUUUAUAAAACUGAUGAUGCUAACUAUUCAGCAAUUAUGCCUUCUAGGGUUCACUUUUGUGGCCGAUGUCUAUCGCAAUUAUGAUGAUGCUUGCUCAACAGCUUUCUGGAAUUAACGUGGCAAUGUUCUACUCAACUAUUAUUUUCCGUGGAGCUGGGUUGACAGGCAAUGAGCCGUUUUAUGCAACAAUUGGAAUGGGUGCUGUAAACGUGAUCAUGACCAUCAUCUCGGUUUGGCUUGUUGAUCACCCGAAGUUCGGACGCCGUUCUCUUUUGCUCACUGGACUCACGGGAAUGUUCAUUUCCACAAUUCUAAUUGUUAUAGCUCUGACAGUUCAAAAUUCUGGAGCCGAUCACAAGGUGAGAUAUUUCAGUCCAUGUGACCUAUCUCAUCAAGUAUUUCAGUGGGCAAGCUACUCUGCUAUUGGCUUUGUUCUUCUGUUCGUCAUUUCGUUUGCUACCGGGCCUGGUGCUAUUCCAUGGUUCUUUGUUUCUGAAAUUUUUGCAUCGUCUGCUCGUGGCAAUGCAAACUCAAUUGCUGUCAUGGUCAAUUGGGCUGCUAACUUGAUCGUUGGACUCACAUUUCUUCCAAUCAAUGUAAAGUUUCUGAGAAAGGCCAUUAGAAACAGAAACGGUCCUUUCAGAACCUGCUGCACCAAUUUUCCUUCUUCAUCUUCUCAGCUUUCCUCGCCUUCUUCAUCUUCUAUACUUGGAAGGUUGUACCAGAAACGAAAGGAAAGUCGAUUGAACAAAUCCAAGCGGAAUUUGAUAAACGAAAAUAG
This is a messenger RNA of Caenorhabditis sp. 36 PRJEB53466, 3045 nucleotides long. Lineage: Eukaryota; Metazoa; Nematoda; Chromadorea; Rhabditida; Rhabditidae. The record is from the annotation of a GenBank genome assembly.